Molecule: messenger RNA, 3948 nt
Organism: Aphidius gifuensis
Lineage: Eukaryota; Metazoa; Arthropoda; Insecta; Hymenoptera; Braconidae
Gene: KrT95D
Product: phosphofurin acidic cluster sorting protein 2
Exons: 12
Coding region: 533-3076 (847 amino acids)
Biological process (GO): protein localization to plasma membrane
Source: RefSeq, a predicted model, not a curated record
UACUUUACUCCAAUUUAUUAUUGUAAGAGAGAGUAAAUUUAUGUGAUCAUCUGAUCACACAUAUUUUGUGAUAUAAAUUUUUGUUUUGUAUGUAUUGAAAAGUGGUGGAGGUGGUGGUGAAUAAAAUGCCGACGAGACAGACGGGUAUAAUCUUGACGGCAGGGUGGUGUUGUUGUUGGUGUAUGCGUUAAGAAAAUACAUGUUCAAAAAUUACAUACAUAUAUCACAACGUGGAAUAUCGCAAAUAACAUACAUAUUUACAUAUUUUUAAAAAAAUAUAUUCAUCUUAAAAAAAAAUAAAUAAAGAGUAAAAAGAAAAAAAUAAAAAGUGUCUCUUGUGAGAGUGUGUGUUGUGUGUUGUUGUGUUGUGUUUAUAUUCCUGUCAUCAGGGAUGUUUAUAAUUCCAUCAGUGUAAUUUUAUUUAUCAUCAAAAUAUAUAAAUAAUUUAACUGAUGAUUAUAAUAGUUUAUGAAAUUAUACUGAUGUGUUUAAAUAAAUAAUUGUGAUAAGUGUUAUAUUUAUAAUUUUAACAAUGGCGGAGCGUAUGAAAAUGACGACUCCUGCCAACCGGCCUGUACCAAUGAAGCUUUUUGCAACAUGGGAAGUUGAUCGUACACCACCCAAUUGUAUACCCAGGCUUUGUACAUUGACAUUAUCAAGACUGGUUAUAUUACGAUCACUUGGUGUUGAUUUAACGUCAAUCAGCAUUGCAGUUAAAAUGCAAAGUUCAAAAAGAACAUUAAGAUCUAAUGAAAUAACAUUACCACCAAGUGGAAUACUUGAUACUGAAUUGGAUUUACAAUUUGCAUUACAAUAUCCACAUUUUUUAAAAAGAGAUGGUAAUAAAUUAUUGAUACUAUUACAAAGAAGAAAAAGAUAUAAAAAUCGUACAAUGCUGGGAUAUAAAACACUUGCUGAAGGUUUUGUCAAUAUGGCACAGGUAUUACAAAAACAAAUGGAUUUAGAAUUAGAAUUAAUAUACGAUAAAGCAGAAAAAUACGGUGGUAAUUCAGUUGUACUAGCAAAAAUAAGUGUUGUUGGAUUAACAUCACAACCAGUUGAUCAAGACAAACGUUUAUCAACUGAUGUAAAUGAACGUCUUUGUCCAGAGUACAGUGAUGAAGAGGAAGAAUUUAGUUCAGAAAAUGAAGCUGAGGGUAGUGACAGUGAGCCAACUCUUGAAGUACAUCGAAGAAAAAGUCGUGCUAAAAUGCCAGCAAAUGCAAGACAAAGAAACUUGAAGCAAAAGUUUAUUGCUUUGCUAAAACGUUUUCGUGUCUCUGAAGAAUUGGAACAUGAUCAAGCUGAAAUUGGACAAAAGUUAUCUGGUGGUGAUAUGGAAAUUGAAGAAUUAUUUGAUGAACUUGAAGAUUUAUCUGACAGUGGUCCUGAGUUGGAUACAAUGUCAGUUAGCAGUACACCAAAACCAUCAUUACGACCAUUUUUUAGUUCUAGUCGAUCACUUCUUGCACCAUCAAAUACUGUAGUUACCAGAGAGGAAAGUGGAGCAAAUACAUCACCAGCAACAACACAUGUUCAAUCAUCAUCCAGUCAAAUUGUCAAAGAUAAAUCACGUAAUCGGCAUACAACACCAGAAAGAUGUGGAGAUAGACAGAGUGAUGAUAGUUCAAGACGAGCAGACAGUGAUUCCCAUCCAGAAAAUUGGACAGAUCAUGAGGCAAAUGAUGCACCAACAGUUGUUGCAGGAUCACCACCAAAAUCUGAUUAUCAACAACAACAAAAUAAUAAAACUGAAAAUACCGAUAGAAAAAGUAAAUUAUUUACAAGAGAUAGAGGUACACCAGGUAGUAAUAAAUCGAAAAAACACAGUUUAAGUGUUGAUCUUAAACCACCAAUGGAUUUAAAUAAUUUAGAGCCAAGGAAAGCAUUAGUUGAGCAAUUAUGUCGAGUUUUACCAGAUGAUUGUCUACCAGAAUCAAUAGCUCUUGUGUCACUGUCAGAUCCAGGUGGUGCAGCAUUAGCAGCACGUCUUCAAGAACGUAAUAUCAGAGUUUUAACAACUGCAUCACCAGCAGAUAUUCGUGCUACUUUUACAUGUCUUAUUGCAAGAAUACAAAAAUUCUGCAACAGUUCAGCUAAACCUCCAGUACCAAUAAAAGUUGUGAUAGCUGGUGGUGAUGGUUUUAUAAAUGGUGUAUUAAAACAUUAUGUUGAUUUAUUAAGUUUUCGACCACCAGAUUGGCAACAAUAUCUACGUUUUUUUAUAGUACCACUUGGUUUAAAUACAUUAUCAAAAUAUUUAUGCUCAAUAGAUAAUAAAUAUUCAAUAUUAUUUGGUGAUGAAUGGAAAGAACUUUUAGAACGUGAAGCUGGUGGUGCUGGUGAGGGUGCAGCUAGAGUAUUUGAUUAUUUAAUGAAUUCUGGAACAACACUUUUACUACCAAUUGCUGAGGCAAUGGUUACAUACAGAGAAACAGAUGAUAGUAGUCAAAUAUUUAUUCCAUUUGUAAAUGACGUGAGAGUUGGUUGUCCUGAAAAUAAUACAUCAGCAUCAGUUGAUUUUGAUGAGGCUGGUAUGGCUGUGUCAUAUUCACCACCAAGUUUACCACCACCAAGUUUACCAAUACCACCACCAACUAGAUUAACACCACCAAGUAGUCCAAAUGUCAGUCAACCACGUGAAGGAUGGGAGCCAGUUGAAUUACAAUUAGAUUAUUGGAGUAAACCAACACUUGGUGAUAAGGGUAAAAGUACAUUACGUCAAGCAUUUCGUGCAUUACAUGUACAAAGAUUACCAGCAUUAUGUGAAUAUCCUGGACAAUACUUGUCAAUGAAUUUUACAACAAAAGAAAAAAAACAAAAGAUUAUGAGACUUGGAAAAAAAAAAGAAAAAGAAAAAGAAAAUGAACCAAAGAGUCAGGCUGUUGAUGGUGUUACGAGAUUAAUAUGUUCAGCUAAAACUCACAACAUUCCAUUGAGAGUUACAAUUGAUGGAACUGAAUGGUACGGUGUGAAAUUCUUCCAACUUUCAGCCCAAUGGCAAACACACAUUAAAACAUUUCCUGUUGCAAUGUUAGGAUAUAAUCCAAUCCAACAAACAACGAGUUUCAAUUAAUAUUUUAACGUAAAAAAUUUUUUAUUUAUUAUUAUUUUAUAUUUUAUUAUGAUACUCUGUCGAAUAUUUUUAAAAUUAUUUAUCUUUUCAAGUGUUUAUAUAAUUUUUAUUAUUUUUAUUAUUAUUUCAUGCAAUCCAAAGACAUAUUUUCUUCCUAAAUGAUAUUUUAAUUAUAUCGAAAUAAUCUUCUUUAUUUUUUUCUUUUUAAAGUUUUCAUUUGGUAUUUUUAUUUUGGCAUAUGUCGGCUAUUUCUCGUCAAUUUAUCUGAUGCCAAAAGAAGAAUUAAAAAAAAUUAAUAAUAAUAAUGAUAAUAAUAAUAAUAAUAAUAGAAUUUUUAAAUGAAAACGUGUAUCAUUCCUUGCUCGUUGUUUAAUAACUGUUGUGAGAGGUCAUGAAUAUUUUUCGUAAACUUCAUGACCAAUUUAGACCGAAUUAUUAGAAUUGUGAUUAGAUGAAAAUUAAUUUAUAAAUAAUUAGCACAGUUUAUAAAGUCAUAUUAGUGUUAGCAGCGUGUACUGUUGCCAAGACUGUCUAAUGCCAAAUUCAGAUUAAAAAAAAAAAAAACAAUUAUUGUAUUUAUAUUUUCUGCCAAUUGUCUCGUUAACUCAAAUGCUGAAAAAAAUUAACUCAUUAUUUUUUAUUUAAUUAAAUUUAUAUUUAUUUUUUUUUUUGUUUUAUUAAUUUUUAUAAUUUUUAUCCUUGUUUUUUAUUUUGUAUUUUAAUUAUAUAUUUUUUUUCUUUCGCGCUAGUCUUAAAUUAUUAAUUAAUAAAAAUAAUGACAGUAUUCAAAUACAAGUACUCAUGUAUACUAGUUGUUGAAAUGAACUUUAGAAUUAAAUAAAAGAAUUACAACGGGGUAAAAAAAAAAAAAA